AUGAAAACCUUUUCCUUAACGGUCGCGGUGAAGACGGCCGUGCAUUCACACUCAGUGUUCCCCCCUCAGGCAGUGCUGCAGGAUUUUUUGGAAGAGCGUGCAUUCACCUCAGUGUUCCCUCAGGCAGUGCUGCAGAUUUGGGAGGACGGCGUGCGCGUGAGACGGCAGUGCUGCAGGAUUUUUGGAGAUGGCGGCGUGACGGUGAGGACGGUGUUGGUGAAGACGGCUCCUUUCGGGCUGCUGUGGACGAUGACCCACUACCUGUACCUGCAGGCUCUGCGCAAGCUCAGCACCACGGAUGCCUCCGCCCUCUUCUGCUGCAACAAGGCCUUCGUCUUCCUGCUGUCCUGGAUCCUGCUCCGGGAGCGCUUCAUGGGCGUCAGGAUCGUGGCUGCCAUCUUGGCCAUCGCGGGCAUCGUGAUGAUGACGUAUGCAGACGGGUUCCACAGCCGCUCAGUAAUCGCCAUCUCAUUCGUGGUGGCGUCGGCGUCCACGUCAGCCAUGUACAAGGUUCUGUUUAAGAUGGUCCUGGGCAGUGCCAAAUUUGGCGAGGCUGCGCUGUUCCUCACUGUCCUCGGUGGUGCCAAUUUCAUCUUGGUCAGCCCGGUCCCGCUGGUGCUCUACUUCACGGGUGUGGAGCACUUCAGCUCCCCCAGUGACAUCCCCUGGGGCUGCCUCUGCGGUGUGGCCGGUCUCCUGCUGGCUUUCAACCUGCUGCUGAAUUUUGGCGUUGCAAUAACGUACCUGACGUUCAUCUCCCUGGGCGUCGUGCUCAGCGUUCCUGUCAACGCCUUGGUGGACCUGCACUCUUGUGAGAUCCAGUUCAACACGGUGCGUCUCAUCGCCAUCUCGCUCAUCUGCCUGGGCUUCCUGCUGCUGCUGCUGCCAGAAGACUGGGACCAGGGCCUGCUCCACGUGGCCGCCAGGCUCCGCAAGAGAGACCCGCCAGCAGAGGGCACCACAGACACCCGUAGACCACCGAGCGCCGUGCACACUUUCGGACUCAGGCCCUGACCCCAGCCUGAUCCCGACACGGCCUUCGCCACACCCACGCCCUCCGGCUGCCAUAUCUGAUUUCUGUCUCUGCUGAAUCUUUCUGUUACAGAAAUUGUUUAACUGUUUA
This is a messenger RNA of Anguilla rostrata (American eel), 1123 nucleotides long. RefSeq names its product solute carrier family 35 member F3-like. Gene Ontology annotation, cellular component: membrane. The transcript is spliced from 6 exons. Lineage: Eukaryota; Metazoa; Chordata; Actinopteri; Anguilliformes; Anguillidae. The coding region runs from base 1 to 1014 and encodes 337 amino acids. The record is from RefSeq and is a predicted model, not a curated record.